ACAGGUGGUUUAUAGCACAUAAAGAUCACGUGUCUCAUAUAACCAGUAGACCUGGUCCAAGGCGAUUUUCAAGGAGGUGAAGACGUAUGAUUAAAAGUGAGGAGUUGUGCGUGUUGUAUUUGUUGCAUUGUCAGUCAGCGUUAACGUACUGAGCCGAUGAUGUUGGGAUAGAGGACAGGAUGGUUGUAUAAGGUGCCGUGCACAAGGGAUCAGUGAGCUGCAGGGAUAAGGUGCUUUGGACAAGAGAUCAGUGAGCUGCAGAGAUCCUCUGGGGCAGAAUUCCAUCGGCUUAGCAAGAACUGUGGGAUACAGAGAUGUCCAACAAGGACAAGGACGGAUUACUGGCCGAUCUACGACGGCGGGUCCAGAAGAUUCCGCCAUUAAGUGAUGAACCAGAGUUCUUACAAUCGAAUGAAACACUACUACGGUAUCUGAAGGCGCGUGACUGGGAUGUAGACGAGGCAGAGAAGGCGGUAGAGGGCACUGUGGAAUACAGGCGAUCGACGCGCCCCCUUCAGGUCGAGUGUCACUGGUGCCAUGACAGACCCGGCUUCCAUUCCAUGAGACAGGUGGGCUUUGAUGAACUCGGUCGGCCUGUGAUCUAUUCCUGUUUCGCCCAGGCCACAACUCAUAAAAAUAAGGUGGACGACUGUGUGCGCCACGUGACUUAUUUGAUAGAGAACGCCAAGCUGACCAUGAAGCCAGGCAUUUCCACCUGGGUCUUUGUAAUUGACUGCACAGGUAAGGUAAAUGGAUUGACUUUGCCGGCCUGUAACCCCAAACUAGGCUAUGGUGUCACACAGAUAAUGGCUUCUCACUACCCAGAACGCCUCGGAAUGGUCAUUUGCAUAAAUCACAACCCAGUAUUUCAAGGCAUAUGGAAAGCAAUCAGAGUGUUCCUUCACUCCAAUACUAUCAGUAAAAUGAAGCUGAUACGGUCUAAAGACAAAGUUGUACAGACUUUUCAGAGAUACUUUCCGGAAGAGUUAACCACGUGGUUAAUAGAGGAAAUCAGUUUAAACAAGCGGCACCCGUUGCCUGGGCCACAGGCGACCUUCUGGGAGAAGCCAGCAGCAAUAUCCGCUCACGAUCCGCGGGGUUGUCCGUCAUAUGUGACUCGGUAUAUAGACCCAUGUGUGGCUGACAAAAGACGGAAGAAUUCCUCGGGGCAGUGUGAUCACAGGCCUCACCCAAACAUAGUAGAUUCCAUCCAGGGAACCGUGAAGGAAGUGUCCCUGACCCCAGAAGAACUAGCAGAGAGAGAAGUGGCACGCUGCAUGGUCGGGAAGGAAUCGUCUGCUCAUCGUUCAGUCGAAGACGGUGAUCAGGGAGGGAUCGACAUAGAUGCGGAGGAAAUUGAGAUAGGCGAAGCGUUUAGGAUUCCAAAAGGCGCGGCGUCCUUGAAUAUGUGAACUGCGAAGAUGAGGGUUAUUGAUCUGUUCUAUUCAGCGCACCACAGUCGGCGUUGUUCGAGAUGCUGUCAUAUGUUUAACUCGUUAAACAUAAGAAAAAGGCUUUAACGGCUUGUAAAUAAAUUUCUCUGUGAGUGUUCUGGCUUCUCACAACCUCAAGGGUUUGUAUUAUAAAUGACAUUAAGCUCUUAAAAACUGUGCAAAUCAAUGAACAUAAAACACGAGAUCACAUAUGUAUUUGUACGCGAUUUUAGGUAUGAAGAAGCAUAUAAGUUUUUUUUCUGCCCAGUUAAGGCUCUAUUCACACUGUAAAAUGGUGAACUAGUAAAACCUGUUAAAUGCUAUGAUCAGAACUGUUCAGUGUUUGACUGGAACAUUACAGACUAUAAACGUAAGUCAUUUUCGUUUUAAAAAUGUCACUGAAAUUAAUACGGAGUUUAUUCAGAUCUUUCUGUUAUUUUCUUAUUUCACUGAUUGUUUCUCAUUAAUUAAUCUGCCAUAAAUCAAAAAUGGAAGGCUUUUGAGAGGGAGAAC
This is a messenger RNA of Liolophura sinensis, 1946 nucleotides long. RefSeq names its product protein real-time-like. Gene Ontology annotation, molecular function: phosphatidylinositol transfer activity. NCBI's taxonomy places the organism in Eukaryota, Metazoa, Mollusca, Polyplacophora, Chitonida, Chitonidae. The transcript has 5 exons. Bases 315 to 1412 code for a protein of 365 amino acids. The record is from RefSeq and is a predicted model, not a curated record.